Molecule: messenger RNA, 832 nt
Organism: Prosopis cineraria
Lineage: Eukaryota; Viridiplantae; Streptophyta; Magnoliopsida; Fabales; Fabaceae
Exons: 4
Coding region: 214-609 (131 amino acids)
Cellular component (GO): endomembrane system
Source: RefSeq, a predicted model, not a curated record
UACAAGGAAAAGCAAAAGUCGAUGAGGGAAAUCACACGCUAGCUGAAGGUUCGUUGGCUCUAUCAAAGAAGGGCUAAUAGCCAUGUCAAAUUGUAAACGUAGUUCGAGUUGCAAUUUCAGUGGAUCAACUAUUCGUUGAGUUAAUUAAGGUGUCAGGCCUUUCAAGUUUAUAUUUCUUCGGAUCAAAGUGCUCAGGUCUCAAGACUAUUGGAUAUGGUAACUAGACGCAACGUUCGUUAUUCUCCUCUUGCCACAGAUGAGGAUAGCUUUAUUGAUACUACUGGCUUGGAUAGACCAUUUGACCCUCGUUUUGAUUUUACCCCAAGAGCACUAGACAGAGUUCCCUGGAAAUCCAUUGCCCUUGCACUCUUCCUGUUGCUCCUCGGGACAACGCUUUUGGUUAUUUCUUUCUUUGUCUUCACCGGUCACAUGGGUGGAGAGCGGUCUCAAGCUUAUGGCCUUUUAGUCCUAGGGAUUCUCAGCUUUCUCCCAGAAUUGAUUCCAAAAUACUUGAUCCUUGUUUCUCAUGGCUUUUACGAGACUCGAACAGCAUAUUAUGCAUGGAGGGGUGCCAAAGGUUACAGUUUUGCUGCCAUUCCUGCUUAUUAGGGCUGUACAGUUCAAUUAAUUAUCUUUCUUUUGAUGUCUGUUUGUUAGUCUUAUCUUAAACCACGGAUAAAAAAACACUAUAGAAGUGUAGUCUUCGUUCUUAUGUUAUUGAUUAAUGCAGCAUCCAACUGAAAAAUCCUGUGCAUAGCUUUCCACUGUAUUGCUCAUAAGUCUGCUUAUGAAUGGCCCGAGUAAUGGAUGAGAGUCAGAAAUGUCAAAUUCA